Cloeon dipterum is the source of this 3338-nucleotide messenger RNA. RefSeq names its product B-cell lymphoma 6 protein homolog. Gene Ontology annotation, cellular component: nucleus. The record is from RefSeq and is a predicted model, not a curated record. Gene Ontology annotation, biological process: regulation of transcription by RNA polymerase II. Lineage: Eukaryota; Metazoa; Arthropoda; Insecta; Ephemeroptera; Baetidae. The transcript has 14 exons. Gene Ontology annotation, molecular function: RNA polymerase II transcription regulatory region sequence-specific DNA binding; DNA-binding transcription factor activity, RNA polymerase II-specific. The coding region runs from base 313 to 2856 and encodes 847 amino acids.
GGCCCGGCAGACUGCACAACACAAACAUACACAAGACUUGACACGAAAGGAAACGACAGCCAUGCAGUUCUCCCUCAAAACUUGAUACAUGACAUGCAAUGGAUGCAAAAGCGUUGCUCGCUCUUCUACGGCAUUCAUAACAUGCAUGGCAUCUGCCAUUUCGUCGUUUCUUCAUUCAGCCUGCAAAAUAUACUGCCAACGGUGAUUUGCGUGACUUGGUUGAGUUUGCGCACAUCUUGCUGUUUACAUACUGCUGUUCGGUGCUUCAAUUGUGCCUAUACAUAACGGUAAAAAUACUAUGACAGCGGUUCUAUGACCAGCAAAGUUGCUAUGGACUCGUUGACCAGAAUCAGGCCUAACGAUUUGCAAGAAAAAGCUGGCGAAUUGGAAAAACAGUAUUUAACUUUUGUAAAUGAUCCAACUCUAAAAGAUGAUGCGGCUAUCUCGGAGCAUAAAAAACAAUUCUCAGAGAUGAAAGAUAUGUGCUUCAAUUUCCUCUCUCAAUCGAAAGAGCUAUGGAAAUCAUCUGAAAUUGACAACGAUUUGAUCCUGGUUGAAAGAUUUCAAUCUUUGCUAUCUAAUGUUGAGAAAAAAAUCGAUGAACUAUUUCCACCUGCAAGAGAUCAUGUGGAGGCUGAAGCGCUUAAACAGAAUCCAAAUCACCAGCAAGCUAUUGCUGCUGCUGCAAAUGGAACUUUAAUAACCUGUGCGAAACCACAGGUCUUUGAAAAGCCUAUUGGCAGAGGCAAGUGGCUCAAGCUAGAGGACCAGCCGUUAAAUCCAGUUGGUGGUCUGAUGAGCCACGACUAUUAUCCUAAUGCUAUGAACAACUUCAAUGCUGCUGUCUUUCCGCAAGCAUGGAUGCCUAGCAUGGCAAUGCCUUUAGCUAACCAGCAACCAGCGUUGAUGACUAACUACUCAGGCUUUUUCUCUAUGCCUGCUAAUGUUCUAAUCUCUCCACAUGGGCUUCCUGUUGGCAUGGUGCCGCUGUCAUUUGCCAGCGCGUCUCAAAUGACACAAAGUUACCCUUGCUCCAACAUGGUUGAAUUAAUAGAUUUGAGAGACUCAGAUGAGGAGAUAUAUGAUUCAUUGCAGUGCAAGCAACAAGAAGGAACUGCAUCUAUAAAACCCAAUCAACAGGAGGCCAAAUUUCAAUUGCGACCAGAAAACAAAUGUGCAGAUCCAGCUUCGACACUGACAAACAAUUACUCCCCAACUGUGCCUACUGACGAUGAACAGGACUGUAAUAUUCCUAUCUCUGACACGCCUGAGAUGCCACUGGAAAAAGCAACGCCUUCCACCGCUAGAAUUGGCAUAGAUAGUUGUCACCUGACAGCACCACCAGCAAGAGACAAUCCUAUAAUGCAGCCGCCAAUUUCCAAGUGUUUGCCACCGAAAAGCUUGGUAAAUUUGCCUUCACAGCAACUAUAUGAGCCUACUUCAUCUAGAAAGAAAAUCACCCCUGAAGAGUACAAAAUGCGCAAGAAAGAGAAACCAUCUCCAGGAGCAGUUAAAAGAUCACAACCUGCCAAAGUAAGUGCGCCAUCCACUCAUCAGGUUUCGCCCCAAAGGAGUAAACCACUGGUUAACAGGCCCAAUAACGUAGACAAGGUUCCGUUCAGCUAUGAGAAGUUGAUGUCCAUCUCGCUAAGCUAUACUAGCCCAAUAUCAUCUUCUCAACGAUCUCAACCAUCUGGAAGCCCUCCUAGGCCUCUCAAGGGAAUAUUAAAGAAACCUGCACCAUUGUUAGUAAACCAAAACCAAACUCCAGCUAAGGAUCCCAGUUGUGUGAAUCAAGCCAGUCCUAAGAUUGUCCUGGAGCAAACCAAAGAGCCACUUGCUGGGCUAACCAACCAUAUCAAGCACUUGCAUGAUAUUGGUUACUACUAUUGUGUGACAAAUGAGGAUAAGACUAAAUGCCUCAUCUGCAAACAUUCCUACAAGUUCAUCACAAAGCAUUACAAAGAGAAACACCCAACAUCAGAGGUCCUGAUCUCAAGAUUCUCUCCAACUGAUUUACAACAAGCUCUGUUGGAAGUUGAUAUUCAGCCCCCGAUGGAGGGAAACUACAGGUGUCGCCUUUGUCCGACGCAGCUGGAGUGUUUAAGCACAUUUAAGGACCAUGUCAGCUUCCACACAGGAGAAUACAACUAUUGUUGCUCCGAGUGUAACUUCACUUUCCCUGAGAAAAAGAAUUUCCAAGCUCACUGGGCGAAGCUUCAUUCCGUCAAGCAUGGGUCAACCCCCAGCCCAAUUGAAUUAGAAGUGUUCCCUCAGCCAAAAUCUGCCAACUUUAUUCCUGGCUACGUGUGUCCCGUUUGCAACUGGCUGCAGCUGAAAAAGGAGCGAGUGGAGAAGCACGUGGAGAAUGUGCAUGGCAUUGACGCCCUUAGGUGCAAUAAAAUAAAUGUAGUCAACAUGGUUCUCUACAUCCCUGAAGAUAAUGAUCCAAUACUAAGUAAGCCUAAGAAAACAAGAAGAAGAAAGAGUGUGAUUGACUACAAUGAAGAGAAAGUUGACAAGCGCGUCAAGAAAACACGCAAAGGUUGCUCAGGAACUUCCAAAUCUGAAUUGCCGCCUGUACCAAGUUGUAGCAGCAACAACAGCAUGAACAAGAAUCACUUUGUUGAACAUGAUGUGAAUGAUGAUUCUGUCCCAUGCUUGAUUUGCCUGGAACCAUACUAUAUGACAACCAAGGAGUCUGAUUGGAUCGAGUGCAUUGAGUGUAAGAAGUGGCUUCAUGCUGAUUGUACUACAUAUAGUGAGACAUGCGGUCCUUGUGGUCAAAAGAAAACGCAAGCUGUAGAAGCUCUUGCCAACUCACUACCUCUUGGAGGACUCAAACAGGUGGGAUAAUAUAAACUUGCGCUCGUCUUCAUAUUAUAGGGUUUAAAAAUAUAAUUGAGGUCUGCUUAUUCUUUCAUUAUAUGGGAUAUGUGUUCAGCUUAAAUGAGAUGGAUUGUGAAGGAAAAGAUUAUAUUUUAAGUAUUAAGGAUAUUCUUGCUGUUGCAUAUUCUUGCAUUUUGCUCUGCGUGUAAAUUUGAAUUCAACUGUAAUCUUGACAAACACAUAAGUAGCAUGUAUGGAGGACUCACACUUUUCAACCAACUCACACUUCUCGGUAGAAUAGGGCAUACUAAAUAUUGAUUAUUUUUCCUAUCAGAGACCAAGAAGUGUUAAGUGAGCGGAAAGCGUCUACUACAUUUCAUUAUGUUGGCAUCAAUAGUUGUUUUCUUAAGUGCGGUAUUGUAAAUAACAAAAAUAAAAGUGUGAAAUCUUAAAAUAAUUAUGCGCGAAAACUUUAUCCAUGAUUUUGAAAUAAAAAAUAUAGAAAUUGA